AUGCCGGACUCGAAAGACGUUACUCUUUGCAUCUUGGGCUGCGCGCUGUUUGAUGCCUCAAACAGCGAGAAUUACACGCUCCCCAUCACCAAGUUUAUUGCUUGUGUUCGAAGUGAGCAAUCGGAGAGUGCUCUGAAGGGCAAAUUUCCCGAUGCGGGAGAUAAACUCAAGGUCACGAGGGGUGACAACAUCGCCGCCUUGAAAGCAUCUCAAGUCGUCGUUCUUGGUGUAGACCCCGGCGACGUGGAGUCUGUUCUUUCGCAGCCGGGCACAGCGGAUGCACUGAAGGACAAGCUCCUAAUCAGUGUUGCUGCUGGGUGGACGAGAGGGAAGCUGGAGUCGACUCUGUACGGAAGCGAGACAACGGCCGAUAACACCGAGGGUCGAGCCUGGGUUGUGCGAACCCUUCCCAACAUUGCCGCCAUGGUCUCUCAGUCUCUCACCGCAAUCGAGAUCUCGGACCCUCCGGUCCCAGCCCCCUACAUGGAGCUCACGGAGGCCAUUUUCGAAAAGAUUGGAAAGGCGGUGAAGAUUGCUCCUAAGUUGAUGAACGCUACGACGGCUGUUGGAGGGUCAACACCCGCUUUCUGGGGCGUCAUUUGUGACGCGAUGAUUGAUGCUGCGGUUGCGGUGGGCGUGCCUAGAAACCUGGCUUCUACCAUGAUCUUUCAAUCCAUGCUUGGAAGCGCAACUUUGAUGCAGAAUGGCCUUCAUCCGUCUUUGCUUAGAGACCAGGGCACUUCACCUGAAGGAUGUACGAUUGGAGGUCUGAUGGUAUUGGAGGAGGGGGCAGUUAGAGGUCACAUUGGCAAGGCGCUCAGAGAGGCUGUCACCAUAGCUCGAUUGAUGGAGACUACGCCUCACCUCAACGACACAAGGCGUUCAUAG
This is a messenger RNA of Colletotrichum chrysophilum, 888 nucleotides long. RefSeq lists its product as uncharacterized. Bases 1 to 888 code for a protein of 295 amino acids. NCBI's taxonomy places the organism in Eukaryota, Fungi, Ascomycota, Sordariomycetes, Glomerellales, Glomerellaceae. The record is from RefSeq and is a predicted model, not a curated record. Gene Ontology annotation, molecular function: pyrroline-5-carboxylate reductase activity. Gene Ontology annotation, biological process: L-proline biosynthetic process. The transcript is spliced from 2 exons.